AUGUUCAGAAAAUCAGAAGCCCAGUCAAACCUUCGCGCUUUAAUUCAGAUUUCAUUCAAGGAGUAGUCGAGAAAACUAAGUGGGUUUCAUUUUUUGAGCCAGAAACCAGAAGAUUACGUACAGUGAAUUGGCUGGUUAUUAAAGAACAUCAAGAUGAUUACAACGACCGCUAAACGAUUUACCCUGGUGUUGCUUGUGCUAUGGUGUUUAUACGAACUUAAUGAAAAUUCGUUUACUGUACACGCAAUUUGUGAUCAAAACACCUGUCAACAAGACUGCGUAUAUGAAACGUGUGCGACAUCUUGCGACACCACUAAGAAGUGUGUUCAAGAAUGUUUGUAUUCAAAGUGCAACGCAACAUGUGGCUCGGGCGUCAAGAAUUGCACGCAGACGUGUGGGUACGGGGAUUAUUGUAAUUUUACAUGUGACAAUGGCACCGAAAUUUGCUUGCAAGAUUGUGCAUAUCCAGAUAACUGCCAGCAGAUAUGCAAUUCUAAGAAAUGUAACCAAGUGAGCUCAUAUACGAACAACAGCCAGCUCACAUGCAAUUCCGAAAAAUGCGAUCAGAAGUGCCUUUACGCGGGUUGCAUAGCAGCAUGUGGUUCGGGCGUUACGAAUUGCAAGCAGGAGUGUUUGUACGGGCAAUUUUGCAAUUUCACAUGUGACAAUGCGAUUGAAAUUUGCUCGCAAGAUUGUGCAUAUCCAGAUAACUGCCAGCAGACAUGCAACUCUAAAAAAUGUAACCAAGUGUGCGCUCAAACAGUCUGUACAGCUGCAUGUAGCUCUGAUGUCAAGGAAUGCGCGCAGGACUGUCCCUACGGGAAUUACUGCAAUUUUACAUGCGAGAAUGGAACAGAAAAGUGCUCACAAGGUUGUUUAUAUUCAAAUACCUGCCUGCAGACAUGCAAUUCUAAGAAAUGUAAUCAAGUGUGCUCCUACACAGGUUGUACAGCUGCAUGUAGCUCUGAUGUCGAGGAAUGCACGCAGACAUGUUCUUAUGGUGAUGAUUGCCAAUUCAAAUGUGAUGCCGGAAUCAAAAAUUGCUCGCAAACGACCUUCUAUUCGAAUAACAGCCGACUGACAUGCAAUUCCAAAAAAUGCAAUCAGAAGUGCCAAUACAAAGGUUGCAGUGCAACAUGUAGCUCUGAUGUUGAGGAAUGCACGCAGCAAUCUUCAUAUGCCGUUAGUAGCAAUUUAAAAUGUGGUAACGGAACUAAGACCUGCUCGCAAAGAUGUUUAUGUUCGAAAAACUGCCAGAUGACAUGCAAUUCUAAGAAAUGUCAUCAAGUUUGUGGUUAUAAAGGUUGUAUAGCAACAUGUGGCCCCGAUGUCGAGGAAUGCACGCAGGAAUGUCGCUACACAAAUUGCGUAUCACAUUGCAACGCCAAAAAAUGUGUUAAAAAAGGCAGCCAAUGGGUCCAGGUACUCAAUCCAAGUACAACGGCAACAAGCACUACCAUAGCCAGUUGUUUUGGAAUUAAAAGCGACAACGUGGAAUAGUAACGAGGGUGGCAUACAACUUGAAUCAUAAAAAUUUCUCGUUGCGUUGCCGUUUUGCGCCCGCGGUUUGUGUCAGGCUUCGCAGACUUCCUUGUCUACUCGCACAAGUCGCUUGUCGAAAGGAUUUGAAGGCGUGACACACUACUUCAAACUAAGAAGACCUACAUAUCAACCAUGAACAAUAGACAAUAAGUUAUCGUUCGGAUGGUUUUUGUGUUUACGUGCAUGCGGAGGCAGAGAAAUAUUUUGACGGAUAAAUAUUUUUCUGUUUUCAAAUUCUUCCGGCAUACAUACAUACGCUUUAUUUAAA
Messenger RNA from Dendronephthya gigantea, 1810 nucleotides. Its product is annotated as keratin-associated protein 9-1-like. The record is from RefSeq and is a predicted model, not a curated record. NCBI's taxonomy places the organism in Eukaryota, Metazoa, Cnidaria, Anthozoa, Malacalcyonacea, Nephtheidae. The transcript is spliced from 3 exons. Bases 154 to 1500 code for a protein of 448 amino acids.